Molecule: messenger RNA, 1821 nt
Organism: Momordica charantia (bitter melon)
Lineage: Eukaryota; Viridiplantae; Streptophyta; Magnoliopsida; Cucurbitales; Cucurbitaceae
Gene: ALDH3F1
Product: aldehyde dehydrogenase 3F1
Biological process (GO): aldehyde metabolic process
Cellular component (GO): cytoplasm
Molecular function (GO): aldehyde dehydrogenase (NAD+) activity
Source: RefSeq, a predicted model, not a curated record
AAUACUCCAACUUCCAACCAAUAGUUUAUGAUCUUUCGGACUAAACUAAUACACAAGGCAUUUUGGAACAUUAAAUUCUUUGCCUAACAGGUUCCAUAAAAUCUGAGGAUCUGUCCAGUUGGGGAAGUAAUGGCACGACUUCAAAAAGCGUGGAACGGAAGAUAAAGAAAACCCAGUUUUUCCACUCACACCAAAGAUCAAAUCAAACAAGAGAAAAAGGGUUGGAAAUGGAACGUAAUUUGGAGGAGCUGAGGGAAAGUUUCAGAAGUGGAAGAACAAGGAGUGCCGAGUGGAGGAAAAACCAGCUGAUUUCGCUGAUUCAGUUCAUCCAUGACAAGGAAAGCUCCAUUUUUGAAGCUAUGUAUCAAGAUCUUGGGAAGCAUCCUGUUGAAAUCUAUCGAGAUGAGGUUGGAGUUGUUCUGAAAUCUGCAAAAGAUGCUUUAUGCUGUUUACAGAAAUGGAUGGCCCCUCAAAAGAAAUAUGUGCCAUUACUGUUCUUCCCAGCAAAAGGAGAAGUCUUGUCUGAGCCAUUUGGUUUGGUCCUCAUAAUUUCAUCUUGGAACUUCCCAAUUUCUUUGUCAUUGGAUCCGUUAAUCGGAGCGAUAUCGGCGGGAAACACCGCGGUCCUAAAACCGUCGGAAUAUGCUCCGGCAUGCUCUUCUUUACUGGCUUCAACCCUUCCUCUUUACCUUGACAGUAAAGCCAUCAAGGUUAUGGAGGGGGGAGCUGAUGUUAGUGAACAACUUCUGCUGCACAAGUGGGAUAAAAUCUUCUUCACCGGGAGUCCGAAGGUAGGAAGGAUUGUGAUGUCUGCAGCUGCAAAGCAUUUGACUCCUGUUACUUUAGAGCUUGGGGGAAAAUGCCCUGCAAUCUUCGAUUACUCCUCUGUCCACUCCAAUAUGAAGGUAGCGGUUAAGAGAAUCGUCGGAGGGAAGUGGGGGCCGUGCUCCGGGCAGGCGUGCAUAGGGAUAGAUUAUGUGCUUGUGGAGGAGAAGUUUGCUUCAGAAUUGAUCGAAUCGUUAAAGCGGAUAAUGAAGAAGUUUUACGGCGAAAACUCGAAAAACUCUACGAGCAUUGCCCGAAUUGUUAACGAGCAUCAGGUUGAAAGAAUCAGCAAUCUUCUAAAGGACCCUAAGGUUGCUGCUUCCAUUGUCCAUGGUGGUGGUUCUAUAGACAAACAAAAACUAUUCAUUGAGCCAACUAUAUUGUUGAAUCCUCCGCUCGAUGCUGAUAUCAUGACCGAAGAAAUCUUCGGUCCGCUCUUACCGAUAAUCACGUUGAACAAAAUUGAAGAAAGCAUUGAGUUCAUCAACUCAAGGCCAAAACCUUUGGCUAUCUACGCCUUCACGAGAGACGAAACUCUAAAGAAACGGAUUUUAUUCGAAACCUCGUCCGGGAAUGUCACAUUCAACGACACCAUGGUUCAGUUUUUGUGUGAUUCGCUACCGUUCGGUGGUGUCGGUCAAAGUGGUUUCGGAAGGUACCAUGGCAAGUAUUCUUUCGAUACAUUCAGCCAUGAGAAAGCAGUGUUGCAGAGAAGCUUCUUGCUAGAACUCGAGCCUCGAUAUCCGCCAUGGAACGAUUUCAAGCUUAAGUUCAUCAGAUUGGCAUAUGCAUUUGACUAUUUCGGGCUGUUACUGCUCCUUUUGGGGAUUAAAAAGUAGAAAUUAUAGUAUCUAAACUCAAUAAAUGCCAGAGUUUACUUUUUAAACAAAUUGUUGUUUUAAUCUACAUUACAUGCAUAUGCAUGGCAGCGGUCAUCUCCUCACAAACUCUAUAUCAUUGCUCUAAAAAACUAUAAUCGUUGUCUAUUGGUCCAAA